Messenger RNA from Acanthosepion pharaonis, 516 nucleotides. The record is from the annotation of a GenBank genome assembly. NCBI's taxonomy places the organism in Eukaryota, Metazoa, Mollusca, Cephalopoda, Sepiida, Sepiidae.
AUGACAAUAAGUUCACUGUAUAGCAUUUCUUCUUCUUCUUCUUCUUCUUCUUCUUCUUCUUCUUCUUCUUCUUCUUCUUCUUUCUUUCUUUCUUUCUUUCUUUCUUCUUCUUCUUCACGUUUGUCUUCUAUCCCUCUUCUUUAUCUCUAUCCUACUUCUCUCUCUCUCUCUCUCUUUUCUCUCCCUUGCCUUCAUCUUUCUGUUCUUUUCUUUCUUUUUCUUUUCCCAUUUCACAUCCUCUUUCUCUUUCUCUUUCUCUAUCUCUUCUUUUCCCUCGAUGUCAUUUUUGUUCUUUUUCUUUCCCGUUUUUUACUCUUUCGUUCUUUCUUCUCUUUUUUAUUUCUUUUGAUCCCUUACUGCGUCUUCUUCUCCUUUUUCCCACCUCUUCUCUCUUUCCUUUCCAUUUGUUGCUCACUUUCACUCACUAGUCCUUCUCUCAUCAUUUUCACUCCUUCUCUAACACUCUUGGAUUCGUUCUCCAUCUUUUCACCAGCAAUACUAUUAUUUUCAUCCUAG